Aspergillus sclerotioniger CBS 115572 is the source of this 1553-nucleotide messenger RNA. RefSeq names its product GTPase-activating protein GCS1. Gene Ontology annotation, biological process: regulation of ARF protein signal transduction; regulation of endocytosis. Gene Ontology annotation, molecular function: GTPase activator activity. Bases 119 to 1327 code for a protein of 402 amino acids. The transcript has 4 exons. The record is from RefSeq and is a predicted model, not a curated record. Lineage: Eukaryota; Fungi; Ascomycota; Eurotiomycetes; Eurotiales; Aspergillaceae. Gene Ontology annotation, cellular component: Golgi membrane.
GCUGAAUCUCUCCCCGAUCUCUCACCGCAUCCAGGGGCUGGGGAGCAUUGAGCAAUUGCUGCCCGUCUUGUUCCCUCCAUCUAUCCGUGCUCCCACCUUAGUCCACCUCGCUUUAAUCAUGUCGCGAAUGUGGGAAGUUGAUCCCGAGACGAGGGCCAAGCUUGUCCAGUUCUCCAAAAUCAACGGCAACGACAAAUGCUGCGACUGCGGCGCACCCUCGCCCCAAUGGGCCUCCCCCAAAUUCGGCACCUUCAUCUGCCUUAACUGCGCCGGCACUCACCGUGGUCUAGGCGUCCACAUCUCCUUCGUCCGCUCCAUCACCAUGGACGCCUUCAAAACCUCCGAGAUCCUCCGCAUGGAAAAUGGCGGCAACGAACCCUGGAAGACCUUCUUCGACUCCCACCCCAUCACGCAAUCCGAAGGUCGCACGUUUGAAGACUCCACCAUCAAAGAGCGUUACGAGGGCGAGGUCGGCGAGGAAUGGAAAGAGAGACUCUCCGCUAAGAUCGAAGGCAGGGAAUACGUCCCCGGUCAACAGCAACCCCCACAACCGAAGAAGAAAGAACCGACGUCACGGUCGAGCACACCUCUCGCUGCUCGGGGCGGAUCCCCUGCGUCGCUUGACGCGGUGCCAGAACUGAGUAAGAAGGAACGCAACGAGGCGUAUUUUGCUCGCUUGGGGACGGAGAAUUCUUCGCGUUCGGAAUCGGUGCCUCCGUCGCAGGGGGGCAAGUUUACCGGUUUUGGUGGUGGAAUGCCGGCUACAAGUGCGUCGAAGUCCUCGUCGGGCGGUAACGGGGCGGGAAUUCCGGGGUUAGAUGAUUUUCAAAAAGAUCCGAUGGCUGCGUUGACGAAGGGAUUUGGAUGGUUCACAACGACGGUCGGGAAGGGCGCGAAGACGGUGAAUGAUUCGUAUAUCCAGCCUACGGCGAAGACGAUAGCAGAAUCCGACUUUGCAGCCCAAGCCCGCGUCCACGCCUCUACACUAGGCCAGAACAUGCAGUACGGAGUCCGCGGCGCAGCAGAUCAUUUCCAGCGUUUCGUCGAGGGACAAGAUGAGGCUGCAGCUGCGGCCGCAGCACGGAGAGGCCGUGCAGAGCCCGAACGGAAGGACUUCUGGGAUUCAUUCUCUACUCUCGCAGCGGAAGAUAGUCAUCGGAGGACUGCGUCGAGGUCGAGUGCCAUUGGGACUGCGGCCAUGAAGACGGGGCCUAGUGGUGCUGGCGCUUCUUCGGCUUCGUCUGCUGCUGCUACGUCGACGGCGACGUCCACAGCAACGGUAGGGAAGAAAAGUACGGAUGAGGGAGGAUGGGAUGAUAAUUGGUAAAUGGAUUAGAUCUCGUUUCUUUCUACCUAGGUUAGAUUGUUGGGUAGAUAUCAUGUAGCGUUCAUAUAGUUGCCUACCCGUCUUGCCUACGCUGAAUGACAAGACAGCAUUACUUGUGAUUGAUUGAUUGAUUAAUGAAAAGGAGUAUGACAUGCCAGGUUUCGAUCGGAGUGUUGGAGUGAGUUGUUGCCCGGGAACACUGCAUUGAGAGAGAGCGAGAGUAUGC